Molecule: messenger RNA, 1017 nt
Organism: Phalaenopsis equestris
Lineage: Eukaryota; Viridiplantae; Streptophyta; Magnoliopsida; Asparagales; Orchidaceae
Product: proteasome subunit alpha type-2-B
Exons: 11
Coding region: 153-860 (235 amino acids)
Biological process (GO): ubiquitin-dependent protein catabolic process
Cellular component (GO): proteasome core complex; proteasome core complex, alpha-subunit complex
Source: RefSeq, a predicted model, not a curated record
UAUUCCACUUUCCCUUUUAUCGCUACCGCACGUUGAAUAAUUUUUCCUCGCAAACACUGUCUUGCGUGAGGGUUCACUUUCCCGAUCGCCUUGGAAGAAGCUGCCUGGUGGCACAGCAGUUCCCGGAUUUCUCUCAGUUCGGUGACCGGACGAUGGGCGAUAGUCAGUACUCUUUCUCUCUCACCACCUUCAGUCCUUCAGGGAAGCUCGUACAGAUAGAGCACGCUCUAAUGGCUGUCGGAUCCGGGCAGACCUCUCUUGGGAUCAAAGCCGCAAAUGGUGUUGUUAUUGCAACCGAGAAGAAGCUGCCUUCAAUUUUAGUGGAUGAAACAUCUGUCCAGAAGAUUCAACUUAUGACGCCUAACAUUGGCGUUGUCUACAGUGGAAUGGGUCCAGAUUCCCGUGUCUUAGUUAGAAAAAGCCGAAAGCAAGCACAACAGUAUUUCAGACUCUACAAAGAGGCAAUUCCAGUCACACAACUAGUCAGGGAAACGGCUACCGUAAUGCAGGAAUUCACUCAGUCUGGUGGCGUAAGGCCUUUUGGCGUUUCUUUGCUAGUUGCUGGAUUUGAUGACAGUGGUCCGCAGCUUUAUCAGGUUGAUCCUUCUGGAUCAUACUUUUCAUGGAAAGCUUCUGCUAUGGGUAAAAAUGUUUCAAAUGCAAAGACAUUCCUUGAGAAGAGGUACACUGAGGAUAUGGAGCUUGAUGAUGCUGUUCAUACUGCUAUUUUGACCUUGAAAGAAGGUUUUGAAGGCCAAAUUUCAGGCAAAAAUAUUGAAAUUGGGUUAAUUGGCACUGACCGGAAGUUCAGGGUGUUGAGCGCAGCUGAAAUUGAUGAUUACUUGGCUGAAGUGGAGUAAAUCUCUUCUCUUUUUGGUGAAGAUCUGAUCUAAUAACCAAGAAGAAAAAAUGCAUUGAAUUUUUCUCUGUUAACUGACAUUGAUCUUCCGAUGUAUUGUGUAACCUAAGCCUAUCUAUUUCAAUUAAACCUUUUCUAUUCCACAUUUUAUUCGAUUA